AUGGAACCCGUAACGGCCACCGCGUUAAACGCAUUUCUUCGCGGUUUACCGGACGAAAUAGGCCGAGCCGUGGAAGCGCGAGACCCGGAAAGGUUAGUAGACGCGCUAGAUAUCGCUUUGAGAGUAGAAACGCGUUUGAAAGAUCGACCGUACACGUCGUACGAUUUUUAUCGUCCGUCCUAUGAACGCGCUGAUGAUUACGAUUACCGAUCUCGUUACCACGACAACCCGAAUAGAAAUCGUAGCUACGCGUAUCCCAGAUACAGCUCGCCGGUGCGAGCGCCAGAAACGUCGCGUAACAUCUCGUAUUCGCGUGAUAGAACACCGAGUCCUGUUAGAAUAUUGCACAGGAGAGAUUUGACCGCAGAGGAACGAACGUGCCCGUGUUGCGCGCAUCCUCAGCAUAUGCAUACGAGAUCGAGCAUGCAAGCGGUUGAUAGACGGGAGAAUCCACCUACAAGAACGCGGCAGGAAUAUCUUCGCCAAGAGCACGCCGAAAUUUCGUUCGCGAAUAAUACACUAGUCACGAGCACAGACCCGGUUCGUCCGAUCAGAUUCGUCGAUCAACGCUCGUUAGAUUAUCACGAAAGGCGUAAACUAGAACCGCGUACGUACAUUAUAAAAGCUCGUACAAGACAACCCAUCGCGAUCGAUGUCGUUAAUGAUAAACUAAAAGAAGGCUCUUUGCCGCGUUUAACGACAGUUGACGGCCUGUAUUUCGGCGAGGCUGCUGUUUCGGUUAACAACCAGGGCGUAUGCCAUGUAUUAGCAAUAAACUCGCUCAACCAAGACCUUGAAUUUACAGUACCUGCACAGGAACUGAUACCUUUUGACUAUCCUUGUUUUCCGGAAGAACAAGAUGAUACGGAUACCGAUAGUACACCUAAUGUAACGACAGAUAGAGUUACAGAAAUUCUGAAUAGACUACGAUUAGACCAUUUAAGCGACGAAGAACGUGAGCAUGUAGAAAUGAUAGUCGAGGAAUUUCCUGAACGUUUUCAUCUUCCAUCCGAUAAACUACAGGCUAGUAAUUACAUAAAACAUAACAUACCGACAAUAGACGACAUACCACUAAACACACGACAAUACAGAUUUCCACCCAUACACAAACAAGAAAUAGAACGACAGAUUUUGACCAAAUUAUCCAAUGACAUUAUUACUCCUUCAAAUUCACCUUAUAAUUCUCCUUUGUGGAUAGUACCCAAGAAGCCAGAUUCAAAGGGAAACCCACGUUGGAGAAUGGUAAUAGACUUUCGAAAGCUAAAUGAAAAAACAAUAGGUGACGCUUAUCCUUUACCAAACAUCACUGAAAUAUUAGAUCACAUCGGAGACGCACAGUAUUUUUCCGUUUUCGACUUAGCUAGCGGGUUUCAGCAGAUCGAAAUGGAUUCCAAAGAUCGCCAUAAAACUGCCUUCAGUACACCAAAUGGGCAUUACGAAUACAUUCGUAUGCCCGAAGGUUUGAAAAACGCGCCAGCUCCAUUUCAACGGCUUAUGGACCAGGUUUUACGCGGGUUACAAGGUAUCGAGGUUUUCGUGUACUUAGACGAUAUAGUCGUGUAUGCGAAAAAUUUAGAACAACACGGUAAGAAAGUUCGACGUCUAUUCACACGUCUAGCCGACGCCGGUUUAACUUUGCAACCCGACAAAUGCGAAUUUGUUAAAACCGAAGUCGCGUAUCUAGGACAUGUUAUCAGUAAACGUGGAGUCCGACCUGAUCCUAAAAAGAUCGUCGCCGUUAAGAAUUUUCCGCGGCCAAAGAACGCGAAAAAUAUUAGACAAUUCCUAGGUUUGGCGGGUUAUUAUAGGCGCUUUAUCGAGAAUUUUGCGGAAAAGUCAAAACCUCUUCCCGAUCUGUUGAAAAAGAACGUACAUUUCAUUUGGGGAAAGGAACAGAAAAAGAGUUUCGCCGCGUUACGAAAAGCACUGUGUCGCGCACCGAUCUUACAAUAUCCUAAUUUUGAUAAGCCGUUCACAUUAACUACCGAUGCUUCAGAUUUUGCAAUAGGAGCCGUUUUGAGUCAAGAGAAGGAUGGGCAUGAUUUACCGGUAGCAUACCUUUCUCGCACUUUAACUAAACCGGAACGGAAUUACUUUACUACCGAAAAGGAAUGUUUAGCCGUUUUAUAUGCGGUAUUGCAUUUUCGACCGUAUCUUUACGGUAGAAAAUUUAAAUUAGUGAGUGACUAUGAGCCGUUGAGGUGGAUAAAUUCAAUUAAGGAUCCCGGUCAACGUUUAGUACGUUGGAGAUUGAAAUUACGGGAUUACGAAUAUAAUUUCGUGCACAAACCAGGGAAAUUCAAUACUAACGCUGAUGCCCUGUCGCGAAACCCCAUUGUCGUGAAUGAAUUAAACACCUCAGACGAUUUCUUGCUAGAUUCCUCUUCAGAUGAGGGACAGCCUGCGAGCCUGACAGGCAUGGAAGAAUCCCCCCAGGCUGCUCCCCUCACGGUAAAGCGUGAACCGCCCUCGGUUAUUAAAACGAUUGCAAGAUUCUUACAUACGAGCGCGCGUGUCAAAUUAAACACUGCGCGUCGUACCAUGAAACCCAAAGUCGUUUUAGCGGUUACGGAUUCACCUGACACAUCCGGUUCCGAACUAGAACCUGCGAUUGUCAAACGAAAGGUAGGAAGGCCAUUAGGAUCAAAAACAAAACCGAGACCUCCACCUAUUCAUGAUCCUGAAGCCAUAUCUACUCGAACUCGGCUCAGAUCUUCAGAUAAACCAACUUCUCAAUCUUUAUCAACUCCGCUCCAUUCAAAACCUGCUAUCAUAAUCACUUCAAAUACAUCAACAGACAUAACUACAGACAGAACCACCAAUUUUCAAAGUGAUCAGGAAUUCUUUGACUUUUCACCUGACAAAGAGAAUUUAGAACAAACUCAAAUCACUAAGAAUUCAGAUACGGAGACUGACGUUGACGACUUAUACAAACACCUAGACGACUUAACGCAACGGACGCAUGACGUUACACAGGACACUAUAAUAUACAGACCACAUUACCAAUCGCAAUUACCUCCUACACCACCAUCCUUACCGCCAAUAGCCGUAUCAACACCACAAAAUAGAACAAUUUCAAAACCGAACCCUCAGACUCAGGAUGAAAACACUUUGGUGCAAACCGACGUGUUACCACACACUUCCUCCGCGAAUAUACUCAUGGAUUCAGAGGAUCUAUACUCGGAUCCGCCUCGGAAAAUAGAAAUUUCAAAAACAGUAACUUUUGCUUCAGAAAACUUGACCUACUACAGGGACAAUUAUGUGCAUUUUCGUAGUAGCGAUUUACGACUCGCACCAGUAAGCGAAUUGCUCGUCGAUAUUGGCGUAAUAGACCACGAAACGCUAAAAAAAUCGGAAUUGAAACCGGGCAGUAUAAUAGUGACGGACCGCGUACACGCAGCCACAACCCUGCGGAUGGACUCGGACUUGUCCGACGGGCCAAAAUCGAGGGACAUUCCACCAGGAGCCCCUGGCGACCUUCCUGAUGCUGAGACGGAUCCAGUCUACACCUUAUGGCGGAGGCAAACUAUUAGCCUCUAUCUUCACCUUGCGGAGUCCAGACAUCGUACGCAACGAGGUAAAGCGGCGGUACUGAGCCUUUAA
Molecule: messenger RNA, 3603 nt
Organism: Osmia bicornis bicornis
Lineage: Eukaryota; Metazoa; Arthropoda; Insecta; Hymenoptera; Megachilidae
Exons: 4
Coding region: 1-3603 (1200 amino acids)
Source: RefSeq, a predicted model, not a curated record